AAAAUUAAACAUUUCUACAUUAACAACAAUGAGUACUGCUGGACAAGGCUCAAACCCUGUUUCUGUUCACAAACUUAUAAUGGUUGGAAGUGGGGGAGUUGGGAAAUCUGCUUUAACUUUGCAAUUUCUUUAUGAUGAGUUUGUGGAAGAAUAUGAACCUACUAAAGCCGAUUCCUAUAGAAAAAGGGUUGUUUUGGAUGGAGAAGAAUGUUCUUGUGAUGUUAUGGAUACUGCUGGACAAGAGGAUUACUCUGCUAUAAGAGACAAUUACUACAGAAGUGGAGAAGCCUUUGUUUGUGUUUUCUCUAUAACCGAUCCAGAUUCUUUUGAUCAAACAAUUGAAUUUCGAGAACAAAUCCUUCGUGUCAAAAACUUCGACACAACAAUUCCUAUUGUUUUGGUUGGAAAUAAAUCAGAUUUGGGUGAUACAGAAAGACGUGUGCCUAUUGAAUUGGCUCAACAACGCGCAGAACUUUGGAGUUGUCCUUAUGUUGAGACUUCGGCAAAAACACGUUCUAAUGUGGAUAAGGUUUUCUACGACUUAAUGAGAGAAUUAAAACGUAAAAAGCAAGGAACACUUACUGCUGAUGGGGCACACCCAAUUGAUCAAACAGAUGGAAAGAAGCGUGCAAAGCGUUCAUGGAAGGGAUGUAUGGUUCUUUAA
This is a messenger RNA of Meloidogyne enterolobii, 664 nucleotides long. Lineage: Eukaryota; Metazoa; Nematoda; Chromadorea; Rhabditida; Meloidogynidae. The record is from the annotation of a GenBank genome assembly.